AAUAAUAAUAUAUAUAUAUAUAUAAAAAAAGGUCUUUAUCAUCAUCAUGUCAAGACUCCAUAUCUUUCAAAAGGUAGCCAACGUGUUGGUCUAUCUUUUCUUCCUUUCAUCCACUGUCUAUAGUUUGUUUGGUCCUCACGACUCUACUGUCAUCCAUGCCAGUGAAACUUAUAUUACGCCUUCUUCUUGGAUUGGAUACGUUUGGACACUUAUUCAUAUUCUCUUGGGUGGUUUUGUUAUCUACCAAUGGUUCGAUGCUGCCCAUGAAGCUGCUAUUCAUGGUGUUGGAUGGCAUUUCGUUAUUUCCGUCUUGCUCAAUUCUGCUUGGUUAUGGCUUUUGAGAUCUGGUCAUUUUAUCAUUGGUUUCAUCUUUGUUCUCCUCACGGCUGCCUCUGUCUCCUGUGUCUUCUACAAGCUGACAAAGGAUUAUCCUUCCUCCAACUGGUGGGAUAAACUCUUUGUACAUGCUCCUUUCUCUUUGUGGCACGGUUGGAUUGUCUUUUCUGCUGUCAUCAAUCUCUUCCAAGCCUUUACUCAUACCAAGGAAGGAGGUCCUGGUCUCUGGAGCCGCAUCUUGGUCCUUCUCGCUAUUCUCUUCCUCACACUCACUGCUAUCGGUUAUGUGGAAUACAAGAAACACAAGGGCGACAUCACGGGUGCUUUAGUGCUCGGUCUCGGUCUCUUGGCUGUGUUUACGAAUCAACAUGAUCCUUGGAUUCAUUGGUCUGCUUUGGUGGGUGCUAUCAUUACGCUUAUCUAUCCUUUGCGUCCUUAUGUCUUUAAGUUGGUUGGACGUCAAUCCAGUCAAGAAACUGCUCCUCUUCUUGGUUAAACAAAAAAAAAAAGUAAAAAAGGGGAGGAAAACAAGUUUUCUAAUAUUUAAUUUUUAUACUCUUUCUUAGCGAAAGUUUUUCUUUAUUGUUGUUCAUAAGUAGUAAAGCUGAGCGACUAAGUGGAGUAUAUACUAUUUACACUAUAAACCCACUACUUGAAUAAAAAAAAAAAAACAAUUUUUUUUUUUUUUCUAACCAUCA
Molecule: messenger RNA, 1034 nt
Organism: Mycotypha africana
Lineage: Eukaryota; Fungi; Mucoromycota; Mucoromycetes; Mucorales; Mycotyphaceae
Exons: 4
Coding region: 47-832 (261 amino acids)
Source: RefSeq, a predicted model, not a curated record